This is a messenger RNA of Fusarium odoratissimum NRRL 54006, 2130 nucleotides long. RefSeq lists its product as uncharacterized. NCBI's taxonomy places the organism in Eukaryota, Fungi, Ascomycota, Sordariomycetes, Hypocreales, Nectriaceae. Bases 240 to 998 code for a protein of 252 amino acids. The transcript has 2 exons. The record is from RefSeq and is a predicted model, not a curated record.
CGGCUGCCAAGUGACCGCGAGUGCCGAGACCCGCGCCGCAAACAUGUUGGUUCGGGCAACUGCGCCACCAUUGCCCAGAGCGAGAUCACAUCAGCCAAGAUCAAUAAACCUUGUUGGAGCUGAAUGGCUUGAUGACGACAGUGUCUACUUAAGUAGAGCUUGACCCCUCACUUUACAUCACUGUUCAAAGCUAGAAUUACAGUACAACUUCGCGAAUACACAUAAACAACACAAACAACAUGUCAGCUCAAGAUUACUACAGUGGUGGUGGAGGUGGAUACGGCCAGCAGCAACAGCAAGGUGGUGGUUACGGACAACAACAAGGCUAUGGCCAACAACAACAGGGCUAUCCUCAGCAGCAACAAUACUCUCAAGGAUCCAACUACGGCUCCAACCAGCCCAGCUACGACAACCGUGAUCAAUCGUACGGCCAACACCAAGGCGGACAAUACGGCGGCGGACCCAACCAAUACCCCGACGGUGCAGGUGGUCCCGGCGGUCCGGGUGGCCCGGGAGGUCCGGACGGAGAGCGCGGACUGGGUGCUACACUUGCAGGAGGCGGUGCAGCCGGCUGGGCCGCUCACACAGCUGGUAGCGGUCUUCUCGGCAGUCUAGCCAGUGCCGCUGCUGGUGCCAUUGGCGCAAACUUCCUCGAGCACAAGUUCAAGAAGCACAAGAAGGAGAAGAACAGGAAGCAUCACCGCGACGGACGCCCUCGAGCUUUCACCGGCGACUCAACUAGUAGCAGUGACUCCGACUCUGGUGAUGAGCGACGUCGACGAAAGGACGAUGACUUGGCCUAUGGAAAGUCUCAGUAUGACAACUCCUCUCGACAUGGACAUGGAGACGGUUCUUAUGGAGGCUCUAGCUCAUAUGGCGGAGGCGGCUAUGGUGGCCGAGAUCAGGGCUACGGCGGUGGCCAGAGCUACGGAGGCCAGGGCGGAUACGGAGGUCAAGGCGGAUAUGGCCAGCAGGGCUACGGUGGUACCCGAUACUAAGUGCCCCGCGAUUGACGCUGGGAAGGAUUGAAGAACAAGACAUGAUCUUUUGUAAUUGAUACGAGCCGGAAGAAUAUUGACGUUUCACGUUAGACAUGAAUACAUAUACCCUGCGACACUCAUCAGUUGAACUUUCUAUGACAAGCCGAAGACUGUACAAUAUCCAAUGAUUUUGCUUGCGCUGAUAUCUAAUAGGUCCAGGAAGUUUCGAGAAGUGUCUUCGGUACGUCGACUCAGCCCCGAUCGUGGUGAACUUGCUCUCCCUGCAUAUGCAGGUCAUGAACUAAACCCCGCUAAAUGAUGUCUUGAUCUCCACGUCUGACACAAGAACCUGGUAACAACGAUACGCGGUCAGCAUUAUCCGAGAUACCAUGCGCGUAGGACACCUCAUUACCGUGACUUCAGUCCUGGAGCGACCGUCUCAUAUGCGUCGUUUGCCAUACUGGAUCCUCAUCCACCGUAAUUAUCGAGAACCCUUUUCGUCUCCAGAAGUCGAUCGCGUUGGGUAAGAACGGAUGCGUAUGCAGGUAAAGCUGCUUGACGCUAGAUUUCCGGGCGGUCUCGACUAGCGUGUCGAGCAGUUUGGAAGCUAGCCCUGCGCGACGCCAUUCAGGCUCAACGUAUAAUCUCAGUAUCUCGACAACAUUCUCAGGUUCGAGAGUGAUAUGUGAGAAGCGACCAUCGUAAGCAACGUAGCCGAUUGUCGCUAUCAGGCGCCCAUCGGAACAAGCUGUUAAAAACGCGCCUUGAGGAUGGUCAAGAUAUCUGUCCUUGAAGAUGUCUAGUUCGUUCUGGGCCAUUUGAUCACUGGAUGAUUGGUCGAGGAACGGGAACAUGUCCGCUCGGGCCUUUGUUAUGAAAUCCACGACACUGGGGAUCUCAUCAUGCGUCGCUGGCUGAAUGGUGAUAUUAGACAUGUCGUAUUUUCGGUGAUAAAGUCAUCGGAUGCGUCAGAUACAGUCCAGAAAUCGCCUUUAAAUAAAAAUUCAUGAUGAAAAUAUGGCGCAACCGACCCCACAUCUAAAACUAAUCAUGCUCGCGAAAAAGAAGCUUAUUUUCACCCAUCUAAUCUCGCUAAACUGACCUUUCUUAUCAAUCUAUUACACCAUAUUUAACAUAUGGCAAUGACAGC